CCGAUGCGUUUAUCCUCACGAGGGUUUUAACUUCCGUGUGGUCAGUUUACCGCCGCGACAGGAGUUGCAGCGUAGGACGUCGAGGACAAAGUGCAGUGACACGAAAAUUCCACAAGGCGGUGCUGUAACAGACGCGGCUCGGAUGAGGGCUGCCUCGGAAUUCACGCGCUUCUUCGUAAUCUAAAUGUCAUUUAAAUGGGGAGGACGGCGGAAGGCGCUCUUGUAAAAGCCAUUCGUGAAACCGAAUGCUCCAGUAAGCCAGUCAGCCGCUCCUCCUCUUCCUUGCCAUGUCGGAGAAUCUUUCGCAGAGUGAGAUGGACUAUCCGUUUAAACUACUCGAGUACUUGAACGGCUUUAAGGUGUCAAUGGCGAUCUUCUCCGCCUGCGAGCUGGGCGUUUUUGACCUCCUGUCGACGUCGCCGUGCGCCCUGAGCGCCCAGCAGGUGGCGCAGGCCCUGCGCGCCAGCGUGGACGGAACCGAGCGACUGCUGGACGCCCUGGUGGGCAUCGAGAUACUCCACGUGGAGUCGCAACCGCAGGACGGCACCGCUCUUUACAGCAGCACCGAAGUGGCCAGCGUGUACUUGGCCAAGGGUGGUGCCAAGUCGCUGCACGACCUCGCCAUCUACAGGUUGGAGACCACCUACCCGCUGUGGAACAACUUGACGGACGCCGUCAGGGAAGGCAAGAACCAGUUUGAGAAGACGUUUGGGACCCAGCACAAGGAGUUCUUCCAAGCCAUCUACAGGACCGAGGAGAAAAUGCAGAAAUUUAUGGGUUUCAUGAAAUCCUCCUGGAUGCUGGACGGACACGACGUGGUGACGGCGUUCAACCUUGCCGGCUUCCAGAACAUCGUUGACGUCGGAGGCUCUACCGGUGCGCUGGCCCGUGAGAUAGUUAAGGCCUACCCCUCGUCCUCUGUCACCGUGUUUGACCUGCCCGCGGUUGUGGACAUGGCCACCAAGCACUUCCUGCUGGAAAACAACACUUUGACAUUCCAGAGCGGAGAUUUUUUCAACGACGAACUGCCUACUGCAGAUUUAUACGUCCUGGCUCGCAUCCUCAAUGACUGGCCGGAGGAAAAAUGUCUGAAGCUUCUCAAAAGGAUCUGUGACGUCUGCAAACCAGGCGGCGGCGUGCUGCUGGUGCAGGCCACGCUGCUGGAGAGCCGACGUGGCCCCGUCCAUGCGCAGCUCUCCUCGCUCAACAUGCUGGUGCACACGGAAGGCCGCGAGCAUCCGCCUUCCAAGUACACCAGGAUGCUCCAAGAGAGCGGCUUACGCGACGUGCAGCUGUGUCGCACGGGGAAAUACUACGACGUCAUCUUGGCUCUCAGAUAAGAAUCUGAGAAAAUUGGUGUUCUGUGCCUUUAAGAGACGAAGCUCAGAGCCAAACGCCCUGACGUCAUUUUUUUCUCCCCCAAUUUGCAAACAAGUUCUUGUUUGCGGCGUCCAACGAGAAAUACAUUACACAGUGUAGUGAUGUUUGUUAGGUGGUCAAAACAAUAAAAAAAAUAAAAAAAUGUAUAUAGUAUUUGUUGCGCUGUGCUUUUAAGAGACAAUAUGACUUAACCUUGCCCUCAACGUGAAUGAUUGACAGAUUGUUGCGUGAUGCGACAAAAAGCAUAUAAUAAUAACAUUUGGUAACAAG
Molecule: messenger RNA, 1650 nt
Organism: Hippocampus zosterae (dwarf seahorse)
Lineage: Eukaryota; Metazoa; Chordata; Actinopteri; Syngnathiformes; Syngnathidae
Gene: asmt2
Product: acetylserotonin O-methyltransferase 2
Exons: 9
Coding region: 288-1340 (350 amino acids)
Molecular function (GO): O-methyltransferase activity
Source: RefSeq, a predicted model, not a curated record